This is a messenger RNA of Parnassius apollo (apollo), 1326 nucleotides long. The record is from the annotation of a GenBank genome assembly. Lineage: Eukaryota; Metazoa; Arthropoda; Insecta; Lepidoptera; Papilionidae.
AUGGGAGACUUCAAUGCACAACAUUCUAUGUGGGGAAGUUCUAAGUCUGACCAUUAUGGGGCUAGAAUGUUAGACAUCUUAGAUGAUAAUAAUUUAUGCCUUCUAAACUAUGGUUGUUCUACUAGAAGGACUCGGCCCCAUGAGGGUAUUAGUGCACCAGACCUUACCCUGUGUAGUCCCUCCCUAGCUCCUACAUUAAACUGGUGGCCUCUAUCGUCGUCAUAUGGAAGCGAUCACUUUCCGUUAAUUAUAUCAUUUCCUCAAAAAAUUGGCGAAAAGAUGUAUAAGGCUCCUCCCCGGCUAAAAUAUAAACUUAACGAUGCCAACUGGUCAUUAUAUAGAGAUAAAGUUCAACAAAAUUUAUCAACUAUACCUCCACUAAAUGACAACAAUAAUCAUCUUUGUGCUGAAGCUUUUACACAGGCCCUACUACAGGCUGCUGAGGAAGUUUUUCCUAUUAAAAAUAAUAGUGGCAAUGGGUAUAUUCCAUCACCUCCAUGGUGGGACAAACAAUUCGAAACAAGAAAUACAGAUCAAAGAAUCAGGACACCAGAGAGUCGUGCACAAGAACAUCAAGAACAGCGUGUUGAACGUCUGCAACAGACUAUGAGAACAAGAGCAGCACGAGAGCAAAACAUAGCUACAGCACGACUAGAAGAACGACAGAGGCAGCGGGCCAGCCGCUCAUUAUCACGAGCAUCAUUUGUUCGUCUUGCUUUCGAAUAUGCACCAGAUAUUAACUACUCUGCGCAUUCAAAAAUUGCUAUCGGUACAAUGGAUAAAGUAUGCCAAUAUUAUCAGGCAUUGAAAUUUCAGAUCGAAACACCCCGCAUGUGCUGCGCAUCAGUAAAAGUUGUGCUGUUGCCUCUACCCACUCCGCCGGAACCUUUAUUAUCCCUUCUUGCUAGCGAUUCAGAUGAUUCAAAAUUAUUUUUGCGUAAGAUACGCAAAUUUAAUUCUUGGUUCCUAAUGACGUCAUUUGGGGCAACUAAAAUUUGCGAUCUCGCAUAUGAUGGACGUAAUUUUGAAACGACAUUUAAAAUACAAGGCCAGGUGUACCAUCAAAUCGGGUCAUUGAUGCCAAUGCUUGAUAAUGAUCCAAAAUUUCUUCAAAUUUAUUUUAUGGGCAAUUGUGAAGAGCGCGUGACAACUCGGUGCCAGUAUAAUUUCAUUGAACAAGCAGAAGAAAGAGCAACUGUGAUUAUGCUGGAAAAAAAUUUAGAAGAUCAUAAUGAACUAAUUCGAUUGAUUAAAAGAGUUUCGCCACGACUGCAAAAUGACAACUAUCAAGUCUUCAUAAAAGCCGAAAAAGUAUAUAGCCAUUAG